Molecule: messenger RNA, 1448 nt
Organism: Anguilla anguilla (European eel)
Lineage: Eukaryota; Metazoa; Chordata; Actinopteri; Anguilliformes; Anguillidae
Product: dnaJ homolog subfamily C member 5-like
Exons: 6
Coding region: 302-931 (209 amino acids)
Source: RefSeq, a predicted model, not a curated record
GAGUCCAUGGUUCCGGUAAUAGCACGUCCAGUGGCAAAGAUAGAAUUUCGAAAGUGAAGUACAUAGAGACCUGUCUCUAGCAGUGAAGAAUCUUUCCCCAAGAAUUCUUCCUUGUGGCGCGGGUUGCCCUUGCCCAUGCUACCGCAUUUUUGCUAAAUAUUUGAAGCAGUAAAUACCAAAGGUCUUAGCAAGCCUACUUGCUACGCUGCCUGAGUGUGGGGAUUUCUGAAAUAGAAGAGAGUGUCUCUAUGAUCCCACAAAAGCCAAACCUCAUCUCAUUUGCACUGACUAGACUUGGAUCAUGGCGGAUCCAAACAGACCCCCCCAACGGAAGAUGUCCACAGCCGGGGACAGUCUGUACAAGAUCCUGGGACUGGAGAAAGGAGCAUCUACAGAAGACAUUAAAAGAGCCUACAGGAAACUGGCAUUGAGGUAUCACCCAGAUAAGAACCCAGAUAACCCAGAGGCUGCUGAAAAGUUCAAGGAGAUCAACAACGCCAACUCCAUUCUGAACGAUGAGACCAAGCGAAAAAUCUAUGAUGAGUAUGGCUCCAUGGGGCUGUAUGUGGCUGAUCAGUUUGGGGAGGAGAGCGUCAAGCACUACUUCCUAAUGUCCAAGUGUUGGUUUAAGGCUCUGCUUGUGUGCUGCUCGAUCUUCACCUGCUGCUGUUGCUGCUGCUGCUGCUGUUUCUGCUGUGGAAAGUGCAAGGCUCCUGAGGAUGAGGAGGACUACCUUUACGUGGACCCUGAAGACCUGGAGGCCCAGAUAAGGGCAGAGCAGGAUGGAGGAGCGGACCCAGUGACAACUGAUCAGCCGAUGCCCAGCUCAUCUACUGAAAACUCAGGACCCAAUGCCCCUGUCGUGAUCCAGCCAAAUUCCGUCAACAGCACUUCAGAGGCUGCGGAUCUCGCAGAUGCCACAGAGCCGUGAACCAGAGGCUCGGAACCCAGCUUGUGCAGCCUCACCCCACCACCUUUCCGGGUCCAUGGUUCCAUCCAGUUGCUAACUGGGAACUGUUUGCCAUGUCUUUUGCCUUUUAUUAUUUUUUUACAAAAAUCAUUCUUUUGGUUACGUUUGGCCGCCUGUUUGAGGAGGGGACCACUCCCUGAACACUGAUGUUGUGCAUGGUUGAAGAACAAUCAGGACGUUCAAAAAAUCUAUCUUAAAGCAUGCAUCAGUUUAGCACCAUCUUGUUGACAAUGUACAACACUGAUCUUCUGAAUGUGAAUUGGCACAAGCACGCACAUGCAUACAUGAAAUGGCCUGCAUGUCGACCUGUCAAUACUAGUAUUUCUGAACCAGAUGCUACCAGCCAUUGUUGAGGUGCCAUUCGUUUCUACAAAUUCUGAAGCACUUCUGUUGAACCUUGGUUACUGUUCCAAACUUUCUUACUGACUGAAAACAAAAUGGUUGUUUUGCAAUUGCCCAAUAAUUCAGUUUCAAUUAA